This is a messenger RNA of Mytilus trossulus (common blue mussel), 4559 nucleotides long. RefSeq lists its product as uncharacterized. Lineage: Eukaryota; Metazoa; Mollusca; Bivalvia; Mytilida; Mytilidae. The record is from RefSeq and is a predicted model, not a curated record. Bases 127 to 2778 code for a protein of 883 amino acids. Gene Ontology annotation, molecular function: zinc ion binding. The transcript has 13 exons.
UCUAUUACAUUAUCCUUAUUUAUUGAAAACAUUGCAUACAUGUAUGCUCGGAAGUCGGUUUCGGAAUUCUACUUUCACUUUCGCUUUUAAACAGAACAUAUAUAUCACCAAGACUGAAGAGUCGAAAUGGCCGAGAAAAAUAAUUUAUCACUGGAUAUUGGAAUAUGCGAUAAGGAGUUGUCAGAUUCUGAAAACAUCAUUGUUUUGGAAAAGAAAUCAUAUGAUAAAUCAGUUACAAGUAGCAACAUUUUACCAAGCGAUGCUAGAAUUUCUGAAAGUAAACACGUAGUCACCGUAUCAAAUAGAGAUGAUUAUAAUUUAGAUGUAAAAGAUACAGCACAAAAUAAGACAGAGGAAAAAGAAAAAGAAAUCAAUAUUGUUAUAAAAUCGUUAAAAGAAGACUCCAGUGUUGAAUAUAGUAUUGACUCUUCCGAGUUAUCACACAACAAUGUGACACAGAUCAAAGCUAUAGAAAAUGAAGUUGAAAGGAAAACUGUUGUAUCUGGGGAUAAUUGUGAUAAUUCUGGUAUUAUUCAAACAGAAAUAAAAGAAAAAAUGGUAAAAAGACAAGAUGGUAUAGAGACAGUCUUUGAAAAUAAACAAUGUACUGGAAGUAGUGAUUUCUCUUUAGAAAAUACAUUAAAUAAUAAUGACCAGAUAGAAACAAUAUCAAAUGAACAACAUGGAACUUCUGAAAGCAUGCAUAUCACAACAGCGCAUGCAAAUCAAACCAUGAAAUGCAUAACUUCCAUUGAAACGAACAACGGCGCACAAACUUGCGAAUAUAGUAUUGACUCUUCCGAGUUGUCACACAACAAUGUGACACCGAUCAAAGCUAUAGAAAAUGAAGUUGAAAGUGAAACUGUUGUAUCUGGGGAUAGUUGUGAUAAUUCUGGUAUUAUUCAAACAGAAAUAAAAGAAAAAAUGGUAAAAAGACAAGAUGGUAUAGAGACAUGCUUUGAAAAUAAACAAUGUACUGGAAGUAGUGAUUUCUCUUUAGAAAAUACAUUAAAUAAUAAUGACCAAAUAGAAACAAUAUCAAAUGAACAACAUGGAACUUCUGAAAGCAUGCAUAUCACAACAGCGCAUGCAAAUCAAACCAUGAAAUGCAUAACUUCCAUUGAAACCAACAACGGCGCACAAACUUGCGAAAUUAUGUGUUCGUCCACAAAAUUCCCUGACGAGAGUUCAAAACAAUUGCAAUAUGAUGGUUGCAAUCACCUAAUUGCGACCGAGGCUUCACAAAUAAAACCGGAAACAAAAUUUCCAAUAUCCAAGUUUAAACAAAAGUCGGACCAGUUGACACUCCGGAAGAAGAACAGAAAAAAGUGUGCAUCAGAAACGCGUGUUAAUCCACAGCGAAGACAUAUUGCACAUUCCACAGAUGGUUUAGUGUAUUGCAACCCACACAAUGAAGUUGUUAAGUACUGGUGCCAAAAGUGUGGAAUUGCAAAAUGCGAAAAGUGCGUUAACGUGGUAUAUAGCAGAACUUGCAUUAGUCAUGUCGUGACGACGAUUAAAGAACAUGUAAUCGGAACAAAGGAAGUCCAAAGGAAAAAGAUUGAAGACACAAGUAACAUUUGUUUAAUGGCCUUAGAUCGAGCUAUCAGAGUUUUGCAACGAAAUGAGCAGCAAACCGAGUUACAAGCAUUGAUCCAGAAAGAUAGAAUUCGACAAGAAUUUGCAUCAUUCUACAAAUUACUUAUUGAAGAGGAACGCACAGUUUUGGAUGAUAUAGAAAUGAGUCUUGAGGACUAUAGAACACAGAACAGAUCUUGUGAACAAUUAUAUGGUUCUGUUGUUGAAUAUGAAGCUGGCUUGAUGAGUAAAAGCUUAAGUCUUUUGGAAAAAGAAGAUCCAUUUGGAACUAAUUCAAAUAUGAUCGAGAAAUAUAUUCAGACCGAUUGGUUGAAGAUUCCAGACAAUGUGAAUACAGUUACUAAUUCAAUUCCACCUAUGCCUGCUGCGAUAAAAAAUAAAUUCACUCUCCUGGAGCAGAAAGUUGACACCAUGAAACAACUGAGUAACGCACGAGACCCAUUUGAAAUUUUUCCUCUGAACUUUACAUUGUACUUAGAUGACGAUUGUAUGGCGUCUCCAAUAAAAGUAUCAGACCUCUUCAUAUGCAAGAACACCACACAUAUAUUUCCUACAGCUGUACUUGAUAUUGAGGUUCUAUGUAGUCGUAUAGUUGUGUAUAAAGAAAUUUUGAAAAUGUAUGACUACAUAUUAAACUUUGACGGUAAACCCCGUUUGAUGGAAGGUAAUCGCUAUUUGAUAAAGGCACGACUGCUGGAUAAGACCAGGAAUGGAGCAAUCAUUGGAGAUAUGAUACCGCCUGCAUGUAGGAAUGUUCUUCUUAUAACGGGUAAAAGAAAACGUAAUUGGUACAAAUUUCAACGAUAUGAAGACGCUGUCAGUUAUAUGGAAGAUAUAAGAAGACAGUACAUUGGAAAAUAUCCAACUUUUUCAGAAAGAAACAGUCUACAGUUUUUACACUGGUGUAACUCAAAGAUGUGGAAUUUCUCCGCAGCAAAGGACUUUAAAGGUUUUUAUGAUGUAAGUCCCGAAGAAAUGAGAAUGUUGGCAUACAGUACAGAUAAGCAUACUUAUAGUACUUUUCAAUCCUUGCUACUAACAGAUGUACAGAAAAUUUGCUUUCAGGCAGAAAACAUAUCAUGGAAGUUUGAUACAGAAGAAAAGUCUCUACAUGAAAUAGAAGCCUUUACAAAUAUGAACAGAAAAAUCAAGAAAGCCAUUAAGAAAAUCAGGCGAUGAACAUUAUGUAUUAGUUUUAAUUCGAGAGUAAUAUAUUCUGAUUAUAUGCCAACGUAUUCAAGAUAAACUCAUUUAAUGGGAUCUUUAAUGUCUGAGCCAUUGACUUUUGUUUCUCUGUAUACUAAGUUUUUGUUGACAGUUUGUUAAAUCUAUCGCACGUUUUUUAUGUUCUACUGUUACACCACUGUCCAAGGUUAGUGGGAAGGUUGGCGCGACUACAAACUGAUAUUACCCCAACACAUUAUGUAUGUGUCUGUCCAAGUCAGGAGCCUGUUUUUCAGUGGUUGUCGUUUAUUGCUGUAUUUCAUAUUUGUUUAUCGUUCAGUAUUUUAUAAAAUCAGGCCGUUAGUUUUUUCGUUUGAAUCGUUUUUACAUUUGCCAUUUCAGGGUUGACUUUGCGGUAUGGUUUUUUUCAUUGUUGACCUAAAGUUGUUGAUUUCUGUGUCAUUUCGGUCUCUUGUUGAGCGUUGUCUCAGUUGUCUCAUUGUAAAUCAUACCACAUCUUCUCAUUUUUAAAACUUACACUGGUAGAAAAUGACUUUGUUUAAGUAUACCAAAAUCAAAUCCAGUAAACGUAAUCAAUUCGAAAUUAUCGUUUGCUCAUUUAGUUAAACAAAUAUUGCACGAACGUUCUAGAAUUGAUGCUUCUGAAAUGCAACGCAGAAGAUUCUUCUGGGUGUGUGUUGAUUAAUAAUGUAGUCAAAUAUGCAUGAUUUGUUUUAAUAGUUGUGAUUGACUUUGAACAAGCUGUUAGUAACUAUCAGACCUAUACAUAGUGGCGUUUUGUUUUACGUGGUGUUUACCUUCAGUCUGUGUUUUUGUUACUUGUAUUUCUAUCAAUAUGAUGAGUUAAUCCUUUUUCUACUAUUUGUAUAGUUUGUUCUUUUUUUGAACUGUUACAUUACUGUCCAAGGUUACUGGCAGGGUUGGGAUUCCGCUAACAUGAUAAAAUCCGCCCAUUCUAUAUUUAUGUGCCUGUCUAAUGCCAGGAGCCUGUGAAUCAGUGGUUGUCGUUUGUUGUUCUGAUACACGUUAUUAUACGUUCACUGUAAUAAACAUACAUUAGGCCGUUAGUUUUCACAUUUGAAUUGUUUUAUAUUUGUCAAUUCAAGAACUUUUAUAGCUGGCUAUUCGGUAUAAGCUUUGCUUAUUGCUGAAGACCGAACGGUGCCCUAUAGUUGUUAAUUUCUGUGUCCUCUGAUCUCUGGUGAAGAGUUGUCUCAUUGAAAAAGAGACUUCUUGGGGUUUUUUUUUAAAUAUUUGCCAGACAACACUUCUUGCAAAUAUAUUAUUUAUUGUGAUAAUUGAAACAGGGAAAUUUUGCAGAACAAUAUCACAUAAUUUUAUAAUUUUAGAUAUGAAUAUUGAUUCAAUGGUUGCCAUCUUGGUUGUGUAAUAAUGUAACGUCGUGUCUACGCAUAUUUAUAUUAAAAAUUUGAUCUAGACCACAUGUGUGUAGUUGAUCAAUGGAUAAUAUGAGGUCAGUUGGAAAUUUAUGAAACAGAAGUGUCAGGAUUAAAUUAAUAAGAGCAAAAUGUUGGGGCGUCAGUGGGCACAUACACACAUGUUCAGACAUGUUUAAGUAAGGAAAAUGUUUUUUUUUUUUUUUUUGGUGAGGGGUGGUUUUGUGGGGUUACUAUACUUUUCUUUUUUCUAUUCAUUUAUAUAUUUAUUUAUUUUCUUCUGCAAAAAUAUCGUCUUCUUUAUUUCAAAACGCUAUGGAAAUUAUGAUUACAAUAUAAUAUAGAAUUUCAAAAUAAAGAUCAUGAACAAGUACUUAC